UUUCUUAAGUGAGGAUAAGUCAGUUAUGGAUCAGAAUCUUCAAGUAUCGUCAAUUGUUAUGGAACUGGGAGGAAAUAAUUUAUUAGCAUAUUAUGCUGAAAGUAUAGGUGAGCAAAGCGAUGAUGAGCUGUUGACAAGUGAUGAACCAAACAAUGCUGAGCUGUUGACAAACAUUUUAAUAAGCGCGGCUGAAGCACUCGAUCAAUUCCACAAACGUAUUUUUUAAUUAUAUUAUUCGA
This is a messenger RNA of Meloidogyne enterolobii, 239 nucleotides long. The record is from the annotation of a GenBank genome assembly. Lineage: Eukaryota; Metazoa; Nematoda; Chromadorea; Rhabditida; Meloidogynidae.